AGUCUUGUUUCACUUGAAAGAAGCGCUUUUCACAGCAGACCGCUUACAGCUUCUUGCCACGCCAGCAACCGUCACCAUGCGAUCAUAGGAAUCGAAGGCAGCAGUGCUGGCCACAGUACACGCAUGGGAUUGUAUGGUCUAGGCGUUGUGCCCGAUGAGGCCGAUAGAUCUCGCAAAAUGCCACUUUCUCGAAACCGGGUUUUAUGAUAGUUAGUAUUAUAGAAGGAACGUUCUCGCUCUCUGCCUUUCAUGCGCUCUCUCUCUCUCAUAUACUAGCUCUUGAUAUUUGACCAGGCGGUGCAAUGACGACAAGUAUCAACGUCGACUGCUCUUCUCCUCGAUGGCAGUCGCUGGGCCUACGUGGCUCGGCAGCCUUUUGCUAAUACCAACGUGCCCGUGGCUCACACCUCAUUUUGGUUUUUCCCCUUUCUCUUCUUUCCUCAGUGCAGGUGGAAGCACUUUCUUGCGGUGAUCGCGGCGGGGGCCUCAGUUUGUGUGUGCGUGUGUGGGUGGUGCAUCGGCUCACGCUCUCUGCGGUGCGUUGGCGAUCCAACGCGUCCUUUUUCGGGUCUUCCCUUUUCUGCUGAGUCUUUUGGGUUUGUUUUUUGUGUUUUCCUUGUUGUGGCGUUCUCUCUUAUGCCCCUCUUUGAAACGGCGCUGUAUACGGUACUUCAUGGGUCAGUGGAGAAGAGAAACAGAAGUGACGUGGCCAUGAAGUGCGGUGUAGUGAGGUGUUUAUGAGAGGGGGGCGGGGGAAGCGGAGAAGGAGGAAAGCGGGUGCGGAUGAGAGGACGGGAUAAUGAAAAAAUGGAGUGUCUGUGUAUGCCGCCACCGGUGUGUGCACACACACACAACAUCAACGCCGGUGAAGGGAGUGAGCUGCUUUUUUUUUCUUUUAAACUCCUGUGGGGAGGUGUGUUGCGGCGGGAGGCGCACGGUGUUUCCUCGUUCUACCUUCCACGGUUUAAAACGAAACAAAAACCACCUUCGCUCACUCUUCACCUUUGUCUCGCUCCUUGCCUUCUUCUUCUCCUUUUUGGAGGGAAGCCUUGUUCACCGAAACGCUGGAGGAGGUGUGCUCUGCGAUGGGAGGAAGAGGCGGGGGGGGGCGGACAAACCCGUGUACCCUAACCCUAGUGUGUGCGAAAUCGCUCGCGAUCGCUUCGUCGUUCGCCGCACCGCCUCCACUGCCUCUCUUUUCUUCUCUUUCCGCCCGGAAGAACCGCCAACGCUUCACCUGUUCAGAUUAUUCGAUGGGAAAAUCAGAAAAGGAGGAGUUUGGAUAUGUUUUUGGGCGGCAGGAUUGCGGAGAAGAGAGCAGCGCGGAAAGGGUGUGUGUGUGAACGGCGAAGUUGGCUCUGUGGUGGGCGCCCAAAACUUGCGUUCGCAAAAGAGAUGCAUCAUUGUAGUUGUUUUCGAACAGCAACAGCGGCCUUCUUUUUCGCGCCGAAGCGGGUGGACAGCGUUCUCACACAGAUGUUCUCUUCUGGUUGGUGUUCUCCUGUGA
This is a messenger RNA of Leptomonas pyrrhocoris, 1507 nucleotides long. RefSeq lists its product as hypothetical. The transcript has a single exon. Lineage: Eukaryota; Euglenozoa; Kinetoplastea; Trypanosomatida; Trypanosomatidae. Gene Ontology annotation, molecular function: oxidoreductase activity. Bases 800 to 1507 code for a protein of 235 amino acids. The record is from RefSeq and is a predicted model, not a curated record.